Amphimedon queenslandica is the source of this 1506-nucleotide messenger RNA. RefSeq lists its product as uncharacterized. Bases 1 to 1506 code for a protein of 501 amino acids. The record is from RefSeq and is a predicted model, not a curated record. Gene Ontology annotation, molecular function: protein binding. Lineage: Eukaryota; Metazoa; Porifera; Demospongiae; Haplosclerida; Niphatidae. The transcript has 7 exons.
AUGCUUUUCUUGAAGUCUCUGCUGUUGCUGUGCCUCCUCUUUUAUUCAGUGGAUUCUUGUUCAACAGUAUCUAGACCAGGUGUAUCACUAACUGGAAUAUGUCCUAAUGAUACUUUUACUGUACCCAUUGGAACAACACUAACUUAUGAGUGCUCUUAUAGCUUUCUUACAGGAUAUUAUUCAUUUUGGAAUGUUAGUGGAACCGAACUGGCUGGUGGUAAUUUCAGACCACCUGGAAUAAGUGAGUAUUUGCUCAAUAACGAUAUUGGAAGAGCUACUAUAACUAUUUUAACUAAUGGAUUUGUCACAAUGUACAUACAAUGUGGAUUAAGAGGAACAGGACCUAAUAUUAAUAUGGAUCUAACCUCUCGAGUGAGGUUUAUUGGGACAGAAGUAGUUACCUUUGGUCCUCCUUCUUCAUUAUUCCACGAGUUAAGAGAGAAUGAUACUGUUAAGUUGUCAUGGUUACCUCCUCUAGAAGAAGCCGUAUCAUUAUUCACAUAUAAUAUAAUAAUAAUGGAGUCAACUAAUAAUUCACUGACAGUAACUGAUAUAAACAUUACUAACAAUACAUAUGUCAUAAUAUCACCAAGGGACAUUGUGCAGUAUACUCAGUGUAAGGAGUAUCAGUGGGGGGUAAGAGCAGCUGCUAAUUUAAGUUAUGGAUUUACUAAUAUAACAAUGGCAGAUACUAACUUUACCAUUAUAUCAGCUCCCUUUGUUUCUGAUGAAUUGAUCAUUUCUGUAAACGACAGUAUUUCUUAUAGUUUUCAUUUUAACGUAUCUUUACCGUGUGACUAUAACAACUUGUUUAACAACUAUACUUACAUGCUGUUGCAAAGAGAUUACUGCAAAGGAGAGAUUAAUUCAUCAUUGAUUGAGAUCACAUCUGAACAAAUUGAUGAUAAUGAUGGAUCGACUGUAUCAAUCAGUGUUAACAUUGAAUCAUUGAUUCAUGAUUCAACAUGGUCAGUUGCUGUUAUUGUAUUAAACAGGUUUGGUGCAGAUACUACAGAUUACACUAACAUCACUAAUGAUAAAACUAACAUAAAGCAGUGUUACUCGGAGCCUAUUUUAUCACUGUCAACUGCAAUAAUGCUUUCAAAAACACUUACUCCUUCUCUAAGUCCAUCAUCAAUUUAUAAAUCUGGUUCUAUUCAAACUUCAAUGGACUGCACUGCAGUUAUUAUCACUAGUACAGUAUACAUCAGUAACAUCACUACAACACCUUCAACUAAUGUCAUUCCAAUUGUUAUUGGUACUACAGCAACUGUUAUGAUACUACUGAUAGUAGUAAUAAUACUACUCAUUUUCAUGAUAUUUUUAUGCUAUAAAAGAUCUGAUAUAGCUGGAAAUAGAUGUACUUCAAAUCAGAAUGUCACUGUGCCACUUGAGUCCUGUCCUGCAUAUGAUGAUAUUUCAAGAAUGAAUACUGCAAACUGUGAAGCAUAUGGCAAAAGAGAUGCAUUUAUAACUGCAGAGUAUGAAACUGUAAAUAUAAAUUAG